CGCUAGGAGAGCCACACGAACGCAAUUCGGGUGUUCAACGUGUUCCACGCUGGUUUGACAGCAAAAACUUGGGACGCGACGUACAACGCAUGACAAGUCGACCGAGAGAUCCCUUCGUGGCCAUCGCGACGAGCAACGGUAGCUCUAGAAAGACCGGCACUAGAGGUCGCAAUACGUCCGGCAUGCCGGCGCGAAAAGCCGCCGUCCCGGCCGCCCAUGAGGUCAAGGAGCUACGUAGCGAAGUCCAGCGGCUAGACGAGCAGUUCACAGCACUGUGUGCCAAGUGGAGAGCGGCGCUACCCGAACGCGACGUACUGCUGGCGGCCUGUACGGCGGCUAAGCAGAAGGCGCUCCCGGACCAACGCACGUUGGCCAUCGCGCAGCGCUCCGCUAGAGAGAAGCACGGCGCCAUUCAGACCGAGACGGCGCACAACGACUUGCAGCAGAUGCUUCUCCAGCAGCAAUUGCUGUUCGCCACUCUGCAGUCGGCAGUGCUGCGUGCGCCGCUGCACUCGAGUGGACAGGCAAUGUUCGAGGCUCUCCACUUUGAUACGCACCUUGGACGCGACGCCGACGAGAGAGAGAAGCUGCUAUUAGCGCACAAUGACCGCUCGCUUGCCACAUUGCCGUCCAUCGUCCACAGGUUCGCACAGAUGGCCAUCGAUAGAGUCAUGGCUGCGCAGGAUGCGCACUGCACCAAGCCGGUGAUGCCGCUGUCGCAGAUCGACAUUACAGGUUGCAAGGACUGUACGCUCAUCUCGAGCGUCUUCGUGUCGGAAAUCCCGCACACGUCGCUCGAGGAAGUGUACGCGGCUGUAUUGGCCUACUUCGACGGCAUCCCGACGUCCAUGAAGCGCCACUUUAACGUCAACGCUAAGCGCGUGCGCCUUAACAGUGUCGACUCACCGGUCGUGUACCGUCGCUCGACGUUUAACGGUGCGGGCCUGCCAGCGACCGUCAACAAUGUAGUCUGUUCGGAGCUUACGGCGUCGCACGGCAUGGUGCACAUCGACGCCAUUACGGAAGAUCCGCUGCACCCGGUCAACAGAUCGGGGCCGUCGCAAUACGGUAUCUGUGGACUCACUAUUACACCCCGUAAAGACCCCGUAACGGGUAGAACGGUGUCGAUCACACUGCGGUGGGUGGUCGUGUACCACUACAACUUGCUGCCGGACGACCCGGCCAUCCGGAACGACCUGGAGAUUAUCCGUCCCAUUCUGAACGGCGACCUGCUCACGGCAACGGUGUGCGGGUACAUCCAGGAGCAGCAUACUCGCAACUAAAUAAACGGUAAUAGUGUGUAAGUUACUGUAGUGUUCGGAAAACUUCAUGUAAACUAGGAAAUGCAGUAACAUUGGUGUUGAAUCGAUCA
Messenger RNA from Phytophthora nicotianae INRA-310, 1372 nucleotides. RefSeq lists its product as hypothetical. The record is from RefSeq and is a predicted model, not a curated record. Lineage: Eukaryota; Oomycota; Peronosporomycetes; Peronosporales; Peronosporaceae. Bases 90 to 1283 code for a protein of 397 amino acids. The transcript is spliced from 3 exons.